AAAUCAGUGAAGUUUAUGGUGAAAGCAUUAUGAGUGAAGGAAUGGUACGAAAAUGGGUUAGGGCCUUUAGUAAUGGCCACACAAACAUUCACGAUGAGGAACGAAGUGGGCGACCUUCAGUCAUUAUCGACGAUUUGAUUGAAAAAGUGGACUGUAGAGUGAAAGAAAACAGACGAUUCACAAUUUCAUCUUUAUCUAAACAGUUUCCUGCAGUUUCAAGAAGUGUUCUCUAUGAAAUUGUGACUGGACGAUUAAAUUAUCGGAAGUUGUGUUCCCGUUGGGUGCGGAAAAUGUUGACAGAGGAGCACAAAACCAAACGUUUGGCCAGUGCAUUGACUUUUCUUGAGCGCUACAGUGACGAAGGAGAUGAUUUUUUAAGUCGUAUUGUUACAGGCGAUGAAACGUGGGUAGCCUACGUUACACCGGAAUCAAAGCAACAAUCCAUGGAAUGGCGACAUUCAUCAUCUCCAAGGAAAGUCAAGUUCAAGCAAACAAUUUCUGCUCAGAAAAUCAUGUGCACGGUGUUUUGGGACAGAUACAGAGUGUUGCUUGUUGAUUUUUUGCCUCAUGGUGAAACGAUCAAUUCAGCUGCAUACUGUGAGACUUUAAAAAAACUGCGCCGUGCAGUACAAAACAAAAGGCGGGGCUUACUGAGCAAGGGUGUCGUUUUGCUCCACGAUAAUGCUCGUCCACAUACGGCAAAUCAAACUCAAGACCUAAUCACAUCAUUUGGCUGGGAACAAUUAGACCACCCUCCAUACAGUCCCGACCUAGCGCCGAGUGACUAUCAUUUGUUUCUGCAUUUGAAGAAGCAUCUGGCAGGGCAGCGCCAUAACAAUCACGACGAAGUCAAAACGACCGUUCUGCAGUGGUUGUCUCAUCAGGCGGCAACAUUCUUUGAGGAUGGAAUACAAAAGCUGGUCCCACGAUACGAUAAGUGUCUCAAUAUUAAUGGGAAUUAUGUAGAAAAGUAGUGUAAAAUAUGGGCUUUCACAUAAAUAAAAAUUUUGUUAAAAAUGUUUGCUUGUUUUUUUUAUAUUUCAAAACGGUACUUACUUUAAAAACACGCC
This is a messenger RNA of Centruroides sculpturatus (bark scorpion), 1070 nucleotides long. Its product is annotated as histone-lysine N-methyltransferase SETMAR-like. The coding region runs from base 30 to 974 and encodes 314 amino acids. The record is from RefSeq and is a predicted model, not a curated record. Lineage: Eukaryota; Metazoa; Arthropoda; Arachnida; Scorpiones; Buthidae. The transcript has a single exon. Gene Ontology annotation, molecular function: nucleic acid binding.